CAAGUGGAGGUGGGGGCGUGUCGGCGCGCCAUGCUGAUCACGCUGUGCUAUCUCUACCUAUGGGCGCGCUGGGGGCUCCGCUCCGCCGCCCUGAUCCGCCGUACCGUGCGCCGCCUCCACCGCUCCCGCUGCUCCUUCACCUUCUGCUGCUGCCGUUCCGCCGGGCCCCGCGCCCGGCAGCCGCGCAGGCCGGCGCCACCCGAGGAGCGAGUCUGCCUCCGCAUAGGGAACAAAGUCUUUUUCACGGACGAGACGCAGUUCUUUGAUGACUUAAACAGGUGGAGCCUGCUUCUCAUUUCUCCUUUUAUUUAUCCUGAGAAGUUACUUAAAGCAGAACAUAUAGCUUUUGUGACAGAAAGCAUUUCGGCUCCAACUGAUAAUUUGCAGAAAGUACCUGGCUCUUCAAAAGAGAUUGUGAAGUGGUCAGACUAUUGUUCACCAUUGGCCUAUAAACCUGGUGAGCCUUAUAAGUUGAUUGCUGAAGCAAGUGUAGAUAAUUUCAGUAACCUUGGAAUAGCAUUCAUGGAAGACAGGCUUGAAAUGGAUAAUGGAAUGGUGCCACAGAAGAUUGUUUCUGUCCAUUUGCAGGAAUCUACUCUGAAGGAGUUGGCGCAGGUGGCACCAUCUGUAAAAGAGCAAAGUGUAAGUGACAAAGAAAUGGACGAAGUAACUCCUGCUGCAACUUCUGGGACUACUGUUAAAUCAAGAUUAGGAGUAGCUGAGUCUGUAGGACAAGGUGAUGAAGAAAAAUCCAAGCUAGAGAAAGAAAGUGAGCACGAAGAUGAAUCCAACAGUUUAUCUGACAAAGAGGCAGGUUCUGGAGAACAUCAUCACUUGCAUCUUUCCAGUUGUCAUGAAUGCCUGCAACUUGAAAACAGUACUAUUGAAUCUGUCAGAUUUGCCUCUGCAGAAAACAUUCCAGAACUUUCUGAUGAUUGUGAUAGCAAGCAGGAAGAGAAGGAUGAUGACUGUCUAACCAAAAAAAUAAAGAGAGUAAACCUUGCUGGAAAGCCCCCUAAUGUAUUGAUUUAUCUUGGCUCUGAAACUGCAAAAGAGGAAUUUCAGCAGGUAAAAUCCAUCCUUCAGGAAUGCAUUGAUGCAGACAGCUACACCAUCUACCAGCUGCACGAGGAACAAGUUCUGAAAGCUCCAUGGAUUGAUAAUUCACUGCUGUUGAUCAUUGCCACAGAGGAGCCUAUUUCUGAGGAGAACCACAAGCAAUUUAUGAAGUUUUUAUGUAAAGGUGGAAAGAUUCUAGGGUUUUCUUCCUCUUUUACGUUUGAUGGCAUACAAAUAAGGAGAAAAAGCAAACUGAGGAACGCUGUUCAUGAAUUAGUGGUCUCUAAAAUGGACAGCACUGAAAUUAAGUUAAAUCUUUUGGUCAGUGGCUGUAUUUUUGAGGAAGUGAGGAAGGAAGAUAUCAGCAAAGUGAAGACAUUGAGUCGAUUAAAUAACGCUGAUAAAGAUAUAGUUAUUGUUCAUCUGACUUAUGGAGACAACGGAGGAGAAGCUGUUCUUUCUCAGGCACGCUUGGAAUUGGAUAUCAAUUCAAUGGAUGUCCAAACUGAAGAGGAUUUUAAUUUGCUUAAGAUAAGCAAUGCCAAGAGAUACGAAGUUCUCAAGGAGAUCCUGAUAUCACUUGGCCUGAAUUGUGAAUUAAGUGGAACUCCUAUGUUAACACCUAUUUACCUUCUCUCCUCUGAUGAGGAAAUCCAUCUUUCUUUUCUGAAGUGGCUUGAGGGAAAUGUAGAUGCUGAAGGAUUAAGAGCGUCCAGCAAAGUGUCUCUUAAAUUUGUUUCAUAUUGUGAAUCAAAAAUGGAAAUAACUCCAUCUCUCAUGCCAGUCAUCACUGAGAUGGGAAACUUCUCAUCAGAACAUUUCAAGCUGAAGACAUAUCAACAGAAUCUUCAAACAAAGAAGCUUGGAAAGAUUCUUCUUUUUACUGAAGUUACCACGACAACAAUGAAUCUUCUAGAUGGGUUAAUGUUCGAGUUGCCAGAGGAGAUGGGUUUAAUAGCAAUUGCUGUUCGACAAACACAAGGGAAAGGUCGUGGUGGAAAUGUUUGGCUCAGUCCUAUAGGCUGUGCACUGUCCACUUUACAUAUCACCAUUCCUCUACAUUCAAAUCUCGGCCAGAGAAUUCCUUUUAUUCAACACCUGGUGUCCUUGGCAGUGGUAGAGUCAGUUAGAUCAAUACCAGGAUAUGAGGAUAUUGAUCUGCGAGUAAAAUGGCCAAAUGAUAUUUACUACAGCGAUCUUAUGAAACUCGGUGGAGUUCUGGUAAACUCUACACUUAUUGAAACAACAUUUCAUAUCCUUAUUGGCUUUGGUUUUAAUGUGAGUAACAGCAACCCCACCAUAUGCAUCAAUGAUCUCAUCACAAAAUUUAAUAAGGAAGAGGGGACAACACUGAAGCCUUUAACUACAGACUGUCUUAUUGCAAGAACUGUAACUGUGCUAGAGAAACUCAUAGAUAUUUUCCAGGAGAAAGGGCCCAAUGGAGUUCUUCCCCGUUACUAUAAGUACUGGAUACACAGUGGUAAGCAAGUCCGUCUCUACAAUGAGGAGGGCCCGACUGCCUGGAUAGUUGGGAUAGAUGAUUACGGAUUUCUUCAAGUUCAUGAAGAAGGCAAGGGUGUAGAGUCUGUGCACCCAGAUGGCAACUCUUUUGACAUGCUGAAAAACCUCAUAGUCCCAAAGCACCGAUAGUCCUCAGAGUUCACAGUGCAAAGGGAGGCUCUUUAGUAUCUGGCACCAAACAGCUAAACUUGCUUAAAGGUGGGAAGAGUAGUUGAUAGCCUGAUUUUUUUUUCUUCUGAUUCUCCGGUAUCUUUGUUUUGACACGGAUAACUUCAACUAUUAAGAAGAGGUAAUUAUCUCAUUGCUGAAGGCCUUUAUUCUUCUCUACUAACUUUAAAACACAUCUACAUUGCCAUUCUUUGUGAACAUCAAUUCUUCAAAUGGAGCCUGAUUGCAAAGCAAUAUUUUGCAGUGAACAGGACUUUUUAUUUACACACUCUAUUUGAGAAACUGAAGUGGCUAAAUAUUUCCUUUUGUCUCUGUGUUUUUAUUGUUCUUUAGCACAAUGCAGUACAGUAUUUACAUUUUUACUAUUAUUUUUUUAAACGUAAUUCUGGUUUACGUGUUGUCUGCAGUGGAAACAGCUGGAAGAGCUCAUCAUAGACUACUCAAUAACUGGGAUUUCCACUGUAUUUAAAUUCAGGUCUAAGUGCAGAGCCUUGCUGAUUUGGUUCUUCUCUGUGUUGUGCCUCUACAACAGUUUCCCAUCCUGUGCUUUGGUCUCAGGUCUGCAACAUUCUUAUGGCUGCCUUGAGUUUUUGAAGGGUUUUUCACAAGCAUUUAAGAACUGUGGUUGGUUAUCCAAAAUAUUUGUACUCUGCUCUUCUUAAUCAAUUGGAUUUGAGUAAACCAUCUUCUAUCUGUUUUGAGUUACAGCCUUCCAACAAGCUUUUAGCCCCUCUAAGAAGAGCCCACUGGAGCAGAGUAGUUGCAAUCUUCUUAUCCAGGUUAUUGUAGAAUCCCAUGUCAAGAGGGGAAAGUCCUAAGUAAUAGCAAUGAAAUUAAGCAGAAAAGAAUGAGAGAAAAUGCCUAGCUCUUAAAAUCCCUGCCAUAAACAACAUGGCAUCUGGUUUUGCUGCUAACCAUUAAAAACAAGAGGUUUAACACCUGCUGAACCGAAAGUAGCUUGCUUUGGGGGCUGACUGCACAAUUCCAGGUUAAGUAUAACAGCUUGGUCAUAAUUGGAAAGCAUCAUGAAGGAGGCACGUGGGAGCUUCUGUGCAAUGGCAGCUUAUUGGGUUUUUCUCCAGGGCAAGGCAAAUUUGCACCAGGAGGCUUUGCCACCACAGCACUUCAAACAGUUCUCUGCAAAUGAAAAGUUUGUCAUAGGUGUGAUAUAGCCAGCUUCAUUUCCUCAAAUAGGCAGUGCUGCUUAUGAGGUUACCUUGUCCAUAUUGAACGUGGAUCAGCCAGAUUGGCUUCCACAAAGGACUUCUGUCUACUAGCCAGAAAUGGGGUUUUUAGGCUAAAGCGUGCCUCAUAAACAAUCUGAAAAUGUUAGUAGAUUGUUUCAGUUACAAAGCCAACAAGUCUUAAAACAAGGAAACUAGUCUGUGAUGGUCAUUUAGAGUAAUCCUCACAUAUUAGAGUUUAGGUGUUUUGGCAGCAAGUGCUAGAAAUUAAGUUGUCCCCAUUACAUUUAGGUUUUUAUGCACCAUAUCAGAGUAGAUUUUUCUGUGCCUGCUUGUCCAUACUCUGCUAUUUUGUUUUUCCCCAUGAUCCCUGUCAUAUGAGACUGCACAGCAGUAGAACUGUACAGUGGAGUGUAGACAGCUGUUGAUUGACAUAGUUAAAAUGAUACACAUGAACACCAGUUUUUGCUUUUUCCCACCAGAUGCUUUCAAAACUGUUUGUGAUUGUUAAUUUUUGGCAACUGCUUUUAUUUCAGUAUCAAAUAUUGGUGCAUAUUAUAAUCAAAUGAAACUUAAGUCUGUCUUAAUAAAGUCUAAAUAAAAAGAAGACGCCAUUUACACAUAAUAUGCAUACGGACACUCACAUCUUCCUUGUGCAUCUUUGCUUCUUUUCUUCCUUUUCCUUCAAGCAGCUUAUGAGCAAUGCAUGCUGCUGCAGGCCAGCUGUGGAGAGCAUAGCUCUGGUACUGUUUUUCCAAACACAGAGUUUUACGGAACUUUAGAUCUGUACCGCUAGCUGAUAUUUGUAGCUGAGGCACUGUCUCUGUUUUGAUACUAAGUGGUGCGCCUUUAGGAAGAACCUUUGAUUUUGCUCAUAUUCCAGAUAGAAUGGUGAGUGCCAUUGGUAGAGAUUUCUUUUAAAACCAGGUCAUGCAUCAGGUUUUGACUUGAAUUGCUUCCUUAAAACGUGCUCUCCCUCUGCUAGGGACAAGUACUUUAGAAGACUGGUGAGGGAAAGUGAUAAAACAUGUUCCUUUAUGAAGGGCAGAAUGGACUUGCAAAUCUUCACUCAGCUACACUACUGCAGUAUCUGAGCAGCAGGUAGAUGGAUUUUUUUAAUAGUAAAAUACUGCACUAUUUCCUGGUUGCUAUUGUUCCUUUUGGAUUUCUUCAUACCCUUCUUAAUGAAAAGCUUGUUCUGCUCUCACUUUGAGUUGUAAGAUUAUUCUGGGGUUUUUUUGCAUUGGAAUUUAACUUAGUGUUGAACUUCCUUUCUGCAAGUGAGAACUAACCAAGUGAGGAUUAGUUGGGACGUAGGUGGGUGCUGUGGGCAAGUACUGCUGUGCCUCUACUAUUUAGUGGCCAAUUCUGUGUGUAUAAAACUGUUGUCUUGAGGAAAGAGCCUUGAGUAGGAUGAAGUGUUUGUUACAAACCUAACCUUUGCUUCAGAAGAACCAAAGAACUCUGCAGAGAAAACUGCUCUUUUGUGGUAAGCAGCUGUUAUGGUUGGGAAAGCCAGUGAACCUUCCUGCGCUACAACUCACCUUAAGGCAGACAGAGAGCACUGCCCAUCAUCUUACUGCUUUUAUGCCAAACUUGGCACACCCAGAAAGCCACAACAUUUUUGUGUGAAAAUCAUUGUUAUUAUUAUUCUUUAUAUAUAACAAACAGAUGUAGCAUAGAGUGUACCUGGGCAUAGGUAUGGAAAGAACAGACAACUCCAGAUCCAGACGUAAGGCACUGAAAAUAUUUAAUUUCAUUCAGCUGUCUAGAUUAGUAAAAUGCCUCUUUCAUUGAGAGGCUGAAGUCAUAUCUUAAACUAUUUUCUUGAUGAAGUGCUUUCAAAAAAACAUUUAUUAUGAUGUCCAUAUUUCUGUGACUUCGUUUUUUUCCUCUCUGACUCUGUUAUAACAUUUCUCAUUACGCAUUGUGAAAAUAUUUGUAGAGAUUGUUUAUUGAUAGGAAAACUUAUGCCGAGCAAGCUGGCUGUGUUGGCUCACGUCUGUAUUCAGAAAGAGUAAGCGAGUUGUGUCCAGUCAGCACCAGUGCUGUUUCCAAAGAUUUGAAAAAGUAAUAAUGUAUUUAACAUUUAAGAGUUCAAGCGGUACGUCUCACUUUAGUAAAAGGUUUUAUAAGACUUCAGAGCGUUUUUUAAAAUAUAUCAAACAAUUAUAAUCUACUUCAAGGGCUAUCACCUAGAAAUAAUAUUAAAGCAUUUAAUUGUUUAUGCUGCUGCUUCACUGUACGAUGAGCAGUUUUUAUUUCUUUGCCUUUUCUGAUUCAGCUACAAGACGUCAGCAGUCUGAAAAAUUACUCUCUGCAACUGCUGUGGAAUAAACAGUAAAUAUAUUUUUUAAAAAAAAUUGAAGUAUAUCUCAAUAUCUGUUGUGAAUAAGAUAUGUGCCGGAAAGAACUGAUUCCUGGGGUAACUGGUUUGAUAAAAGCAUCUGCAUGCAUAAGUUAUACUGCAGUGAUGCACCACACUGAUCAGACACCAAAGAAAUUAAAUCUGGACUGAGGAGCGAACAGGGGUCACAAAACGCUGGCGUGCCGCAGGCUGCGGUCAUGUAACACACAAUUGAGAAAGAAGAACUGCGGGGAAGAAUUGUAAACCGAUGUUGUGUUUGAGUAUCUUGCAUUAGUGUGUUUCAUUAGUGAGUCGAUGUUAUUCUCAGUUUUCCAAGAGUCUUCCUUUAAAAUGCAACGGGGCUAAAAUACAAUAAAUAAAGAAAAAUUCUUCUGUUUUAUAGUACAUUACCUGUGAAAUAUAGAACAUAUUACGAUUUAAAUAAAUUUUCAAAUAUGCAACAUUAUUCUUUG
Molecule: messenger RNA, 6752 nt
Organism: Cuculus canorus (common cuckoo)
Lineage: Eukaryota; Metazoa; Chordata; Aves; Cuculiformes; Cuculidae
Gene: HLCS
Product: holocarboxylase synthetase
Exons: 11
Coding region: 31-2709 (892 amino acids)
Biological process (GO): protein modification process
Cellular component (GO): cytoplasm
Molecular function (GO): biotin--[biotin carboxyl-carrier protein] ligase activity
Source: RefSeq, a predicted model, not a curated record